This is a messenger RNA of Trypanosoma brucei brucei TREU927, 1254 nucleotides long. RefSeq lists its product as hypothetical. NCBI's taxonomy places the organism in Eukaryota, Euglenozoa, Kinetoplastea, Trypanosomatida, Trypanosomatidae. The coding region runs from base 1 to 1254 and encodes 417 amino acids. The record is from RefSeq and is a predicted model, not a curated record. The transcript has a single exon.
AUGUCUUUUUUUGAAGAUAGCGCAGACGAACCCCCAAGAAAAAGAAGCCAUGCUGAGCGGCAGUCAUCUGUGCAAGGGCAAAGUAGCGGUCGAAGCUCUCAGAACCGGGUUCGGGGUUGUGAGACGGAGAGCGAUGAUGAGGAUGCGGCACCAGUGUUUUCUCGCGAUGCAAGCGGACGUGUUGGUUUGCGAUUACUGCAGCAAAUGCAAAAGUCUACUCCACAGGUGGGGAGUUCCCCUUCAGUCUCAACUGGUGUAUCAAAUACUGGAAAAUUACUUGUGGUAGAGGAUUACGUACCGCUAUCUGUUGGUGGUUUCAUGGAAACCUCGACCGAGUCUGCAGCGAACAGCCUUGACAACAUUAAACCAGGCGAUAUUAUGUGUCUGCGGUGCCCUUCUGAUUUUCGGGCUGAACCAAAUGGUAAUGUGAAACGUUCUAAAGUCUCGAGUAGCACAUCGUGUGGCACAACGGCGGGUAUUAACUUUGUCAAGGAAACAGAACUAACAGCGGAGGAAAGGCAGUAUGGGCGCCGCUUGACAUGUGAAAUGAUGAAUGAAAUGUUUGAAGUAAGCCGCCUUGAUCGUGCCACAAACUCUCUGGAAGCCGUUUUCCUUGACGGGACACGAAAGAAACUUAAAACUUAUGCAGUUCGUCCUGCGGGUUUUGUUGAAUCUGACCUAUACAAACGAUGGAAGGCUGAUGAAAGUUCGCGGCCCGUACGGGUCGUAUACGCGGCGCAGAAGCUUCAGGUUACCGAGUCCUCUGGAGCCAAUUCUGGAAGCAGCAGGGAUGUUGAUGGCAAAACCGCCGCAAGUGCGGUGCAAUCCGCGGUGUGGUGGGUUGUGCCCCAACUUAUCGUGCGUCUUGUGGAAGAGAGUGCCGGAGACCUUUUUGGAAAGAAGUUUGUUGUGAAGUCUAUAGCGCGGAAGGAUGGAAAGAUACGUCUUGAACCGCUCCGUGUUCCGGAUGUUACCGUUUACAAAGAUACCAGAGACCAUGCUUUGCCCAACAGAGGGACGGAACACUCGGCUGUGGAUGUCUUCGGUUGUGCAGCACUCGAAACUGUGAUACCUCGUUUAGGAGAACAGGGGCUUAUUGUUCAGGGCCCUAUGCGUGGCGAACUCGUGGUCGUUACAUCACGUGUGCGGAGUCCAAAUGGGGGUCUUGAGGAAGUUAAGGUGCGCUCAACAUUGACGGAGGAGGAAUUCUCUGUUGAACCGCAUAUGUUGUGCAUGAUGGUUACUCAGCGGUAG